This is a messenger RNA of Mizuhopecten yessoensis (Yesso scallop), 4109 nucleotides long. Its product is annotated as sodium-dependent lysophosphatidylcholine symporter 1-like. The transcript has 22 exons. Gene Ontology annotation, biological process: carbohydrate transport. Gene Ontology annotation, cellular component: membrane. The record is from RefSeq and is a predicted model, not a curated record. Bases 161 to 3001 code for a protein of 946 amino acids. Lineage: Eukaryota; Metazoa; Mollusca; Bivalvia; Pectinida; Pectinidae. Gene Ontology annotation, molecular function: symporter activity.
UUUGUCUGACACAGGAAUUUCAAGAUGGCGUUCACCUUUCACCAGCGUUAGAUGUUUUAUUUAAGACUUGCUCACUGGAAUGUGCAGAUAGAAUGGAGGAAAUCUCAUGACAAAAUCAACACUUGGUUGCCAUAUUUGUAGAAUGGCCAUAUAGCUAAGGAUGGAUCAACCACCGUUUGAUCUCCAGGGUUAUAAUCCACCCAUUUCCUUGUGGCAGCUUGUUGAACAACAUGUUCCCAAACAUGAACAGGACGAAAUCAAAAACCUGCUGGGGGAAUCAAUGGUGGACCAAAGCCUGGAGCUGCACCAGGAGAUUGACUUAUUACUUGAAAUAUGGAGAGACUACAGAGAUGAGACAAAUGGUACUCAACGUGUGAAGCUUCCGGAGCCCCCAGGACUACGGGACAGACUUGUACAGGAAAUUAACUUCUUUGUGGAAAACAUCCGGGACAAGGCCAAAAACAAUGGAGUUAAUCCCGACAGGUUUAUUAAAGCCAAACACAACACAGAAAUCAUUGACUAUGCCAUGGAUACUGCCCGUUCAGGGUCCCGCUGUAGGUCCAGACCUGGGACUGCAAUGUCGAGGGAUGGGUCAGAAACACCAAUGAUUACCACACCUACAGGAAGUGACAGAAUUUCUGCAGCAUCUACACUGAGUGAAGAAAUAGAUUCAAUGAAUGAUAAACUGAACAUUUUACAUUUUGAUGAAGUUGUACAACAUUUAAGGUCCACCUUAGAGGAGGAGGUUAGUAUGUUGCUAAAGGACAUCAGGUUUCUCCAGGACUGUCUUGACGAUGAGGCAACCUAUAGGGCAGAGGUCAAGGGCACCUUCUCCCGGGAACCCACCAUAGCAGAUUUACAACAAGAGCGUUCCAAAAUGGAGAAAUCGUUGUUGGUUGAUGGAAUUCCAAAGAAACCUCCGCAAGUCAAGGCUCCAUUUGCACCACAAAGUGUUAGGAGGCCCCAGCCUAUAGCUCAGGAUGCAAGGUCUCUUGCUGUUGGUGUUACUGUACCUCGAGGUCAAGGGAGUCCCAACAGCCCCAAAGGAACUAGAACUGAUCAGUCACACCUUAUGACUAGAGAUGGAGUAUAUAGUGCUAUUAAGAAACCAGAGACUUCCCUAGGGAGCAGACAAGGACCAAUGAAAGCCUCACAUUCUAUAAGAAUGACCGACAGUGUUACAGAUAGAGGUGAUAAUAGUGCGCCUAAUGAAAAAAAUUACAGUUCAGAUUCUCGAGAAAGUUCUGCUAAAAGUGCUGGAGGUAGAGUGAAGUCGAGACAUAGAGAUUUGAGUCCUGCGCGAGCCAAACUCGUGUCAGUAGAUAUGGCCUCGGGUAACAUUACAGACUUGUCUCCCGAUGCAAAUAUGCUUCCAACACCACCUUCAUCAGCCAAAUCUCAGCGACCUACAUCUGCUCAAAAGUUUAGGAGGAUGAUCUUAGACUGUCGUGAAACAUCAGAUGUCGGGGAGGAGAAGCAGUCUCUCGUAAUAGAUGUGGAAGAAAUCAAAGAUGAAGACCGACUUCCAGUCUGGAGGAAAGUUUGCUUCGCUAUCGGCGGGGCACCAUACCAAAUGACCAACACUGUCAUCAAUUUUUUCCUCAGCAUCUUUCUCCUGGAGGUGGCAAAGAUCCCUCCGCUGUAUGUGUCCGUUAUUGUAUUCAGCGGGAAGGCGUGGGACGCCGUUACCGAUCCCAUGAUUGGAAUCUUGGUCAGUCGCACAAACACUAGAUUCGGCAAGCUUCGCCCAUGGAUACUGUUUUCUACUCCUUUUGGAUGUGCUGCCUACUUUUUUAUGUGGUAUGUUCCUGACUUCAGCGACGAGGGCAAACUGGCAUAUUAUUUUGUCUUCUACUGCUUAUUCCAAGGAUUUUUGACGUGCCUCCACGUGCCAUACACGUCCCUUACCAUGUACAUCACUGGCAGUCAGAAGGAGAGAGACUCUGCUACGGCUUACAGAAUGGUUUCUGAGGCCAUUGGUGUGCUACUUGCGUCUCUAGUGCAGGGACAGCUUAUUAACGAAUACCGAAUAGCAGGUGAUUGUAAGGACGACAAGGCAACUGCAUCACCAACGCAACUCGAGAACCAGAAAUUGUCCUACAUAUAUGGGUCCGCCGUAAUGAUAGGGAUAUAUCUGGUUUGCUCAAUAACAACGUUUUUUGGGACGCGUGAAAAACAAGGUAUAGCCACGGAUGACAGUGAGAGCUUCUGUACCGGACUGAAACUGGUACUAGGCUGUAAAUCCUAUGUCUGCCUGUCCUUCGCCUUCCUUUUCAUUUCUUUAGCUAUAGCAGUAGUACAAGGGAACCUCGCCCUGUUUACUACUCAUACCCUUAACUUGGGGGACUAUUUCACCACGUUUAUGGUCAUCCUCCUGGCAACUUCUAUUUGUUCUAUUCCUAUAUGGCAGAAAAUAUUAGUAAGAUUUGGUAAGAAAUCAACAUAUGCAGCUGGUAUAAUUCUGUUUAUCCCGACAUUACUGUCCCAGCUGUAUAUCACUGACAAUAUUUACGUAUAUUAUGCAAUACUGGUACUGGCAGGCUUCAGCGUCGCAGUCUCACUAUUAUUACCGUGGUCGAUGUUGCCUGAUGUCCUGGACGAAUUUAUGUUGAAGACAGGGCAACGAAAAGACGCCAUUUUUUAUUCUUUUUACGUAUUUUUCAAUAAAUUAGCUGCUGGUUUAGCCUUAGGAAUUUCUCAAGUUGUUUUAGAGAUAGGCGGUUACCAAACAGGUGAAUGUCGCCAGCCGUCGUCCGUAGGCCUCGCGCUACGCUUACUCAUCGUUCCUGGCCCCGUCAUUUUCUGUCUCAUUGCUCUCAUCUUCCUCUGGAUGUAUCCCAUCGACGAGGACAGGCGUAAACAGAUCCGCAGCUUGAUAGCAGAAAAGAAGAAAAAACCAGCCGGGCCACAGAAGAAACAACAGUCACCACCUCCCCCGGAUGAAGCGUUUCUAACCAGCGCCAGUUACAAUACCAUUGAUGAAUUCAGUACUGAAUGCUAAGCGAUGUUUGACAACAAUUUGUGACAAUGGCUGAUACAUUACCGCCAAUGGAUCAAUUACUAACUAAAUGUGAACCGAAAAAGAAUUACCAAUGAGCAUUGCUGACCUGGCCCACCUUAUGGUACUGAAUGCAUAAUACCAAACAGCAAGAUGUGCCUUACGCUGAUACGAUAUCGCUAAUUAUAUCAGUGCUGAAUGUGUAUCGACAUGCAUUAACCAGUGAUGCUACCGCUGUUUAUUAUCGAAGAACGGUUAAAUAUUUAAAAAAAAUGGUGCAAUAUCACUGAUUAAUCAUAUCAUUAAGCAAAAGUCACUAUUGCUGUUGUGAUUUAAUUGACGAAAAUCGUCAUUAAACAAGUAACUGGUGUUGUUUCGAUAAAAUUCAUGAAAAUAAUUGUAUAACAAGAGGUAACUACAGCCGUUGUGAUAUAAUUGAAGAAAAGUGUAAUGUUGCAAAAGGUUACUUCUAAUGAUCCGCCACACUUUAACAAAAGUGUGAUAAAACAAUAAGUUACCACUGCUGUUGCGAAAUAACUGAUUAACAUAAAAAAACACACAAAAAAACACCAAUACAAAGAAUAAUUAAUGAACAACGUCUUAAAACAAUAACUAACGACAGCUAUAAUGAUAUAGCUGAUAAACACUAUGACAAACUGUUACUGCUGUCACGAUGGUUUUCACAACCAGUUACUGCUGCUGUUACAAAAUUGAUAAAGGUCAACAUGUGAUAUUUCAAAAGUAAGAAUAUUACAUUAUUUUUGCCUAUUACACAACUCAAUUUUCCCACGUAAAGGCAUGACAUUUCAGGAGCGUUUACGUGAUGAUCGAUAACUGAAUUAACAUAUUUUUCUGUCAUGAAUAAGUGAUUUGGAUUGGGGCUGGCAUUCUGACAAAGACAUUUCAAAUAAAAUAAUGUAUAGCAUGGUUUAUUUCUUUUAAUAUAUGAAGUUCAUCAUAUUUUCUUUUGUUUGCAUUCUGACUCAAGAGGAUAUUUUGUGUAAUAUAUUUACAUAAGGCACUUUGGAGCCUUUCCUGGGAUCACGUUGUUAGACAAAUAUUAAACACAAAUCUGUGUGAUGCUAAUAUUUGUUGAACAUAUAUUUGUUUU